Molecule: messenger RNA, 1541 nt
Organism: Neurospora tetraspora
Lineage: Eukaryota; Fungi; Ascomycota; Sordariomycetes; Sordariales; Sordariaceae
Exons: 1
Coding region: 291-1106 (271 amino acids)
Source: RefSeq, a predicted model, not a curated record
GCCAUGCCGUCAUGAGCACACCACAUCGUAGCUUGCAGUCCGCUACCGACCUUCCUUAAUAUCACCAGGACCAACCAAACAAACGCAACAACAAGAACAAAAAUACAAAGAAAUAAUCCAACACUCACUCUGGCUAUCGCAGCUCUGUCUCUCCUUGUCUCUCUCCAAUUUCGUCUUUCUUGGUCCGCCGUUGUCGUCAAUCAUCGUCGCCGUUUUACUCCCUUGUCGUUCGUUCCUAUCUACAACCACUACAACAAAAUUCACCACUCCGAAUCUAACCACCGCCCAAUAUGCCGACCCUCGCCCGUCGCCAGUCGCAUUCCUCGAUAGACCGAGUCUUCGACCUGUUGGCCGAUCUCGAAGACACACAGAUCUCUCUGCUCUUGGACGACUUUAACCACACCACCCCGAGCAAUGUCCCCGUCUCCAAGGCCAUUGACCUCUUCGAAACCGAUCCCAAGCGGAAGGCGAAGCGCAGCUCCACCAUCAGGUCAUCCUCCCCGGUGAGGAACCUCCAGACCGAGCUCGAGCGAAGGCACAGCAGGAGAGUUGCGGCCAAGAUCGCUCCUCAGCACCUCGCCACCCAACGACCCCAGGCCAAGCCGACGACGCCCUACAUCACCACUCCCAAUGACCCCUCGAGGAGCUUGUCCUUCUCGUCGUCCGCUUCCGAGUACUCCGACCGUCCCGUGACGCCAACCGAUGUCUCCCCCGCGCCGUCUUUCCGCGCCCGCUCUUACAAGCGCAUCAGCCGGCCGACGCUACUCUCCCCAACUGCCACGGCCGAGCUUCACGAGUUGUUGAUGGCCUAUCUAUACGAAACUCCGAGCUCGUCGAACCUGACUUCAGCGACCACUUCGAGCGCCCCGUCGCCCACAACCCCCGACCCAGCCUCGCGCUUCUCUCCUUUCUCGUCUUCUUCUUCUUUCAUGUGGUCAGGAAACCAAACAAGAGCGGAACCAGAACCAUUUUUCGACAUGUUUGAACCCUCGCCUGCCCGGGCGCCCAUUUCGGCAUUUGGUUCUUUUGGUGGAAGGACGAGAGCAGAGCCAGCAGCAGCGUCAGUCAACAUGAGUAGCAUAUUUGAAGUUUUGGCCUCCCAUUAAAGGAAGAAGUUGAAGGGGAAAACUCGUCAAACUCAGACACACACACACACACACACACAAAUGCUUCUCUCUCUUUUUCGCUUCUUUUGUUGGAUUAUUUUAGUCUUAUAUCUGCAUAAACUCAUUGAGUUGUAAUGAGAAAGAGAGAGAGAGAUAUCAGACACAUACACACACUGUACACAACUAUUCAAAAACUUUCUUGGUUCUGGCUCCGACUCUGGCUCCGACUCUGGCUCUGGCGGAUGAAGAUAUUUACCUGUAUUAUCAACAACUGGUCCAAUUUUUUUGUGACCGAAAUUUUACCUACUCUUCGAAACAGAUCUUGAGGUGCUGCUUUUCGCGUGCCUGAUUUGCGAAACUUUAACCUCACUUGUCAUCUCGCAAAGACAUGGGUUCCACGUAAAGCCGUCAGGAAACUAGAAUAUUUGCAAAGUU